AUGGCGGACAACCCCAUCCCUGGCGACAAAUAUGUCCGUACACUCUCUCACUACCUCCGCUCAAACCAGCGUAGACUGCUCCCACCAACACCGCCACCAGUCCCCGCCAUACCCGCCUCCCUCGCCGCCACCACCGCCGCACAAGCCCGCUCCCUAGUCACCCCUGCCGACCCCAUGGCCGCCGCAUACGAAAACAUGAUUUCCUCAAUAUGGUCCGCCACCGCAGCAGUCGUCAACUCCAUCACCCCUCUAACAGACAGACCCCUCUCGCCUCAGGAACGAGAUAUCUACACUGGCGCAUGGGACGGCACUGGAGCUAUCCUCCCUGACUCGAACCCAUCCGAACGUCAACUCUACCUCUCAGCCCAGCUUCGCUCACCCAUCCUCCCCCUCGACCUCUACUACCUCCUCUACCUGCUCGAGCGGUUUGAACAGGUCGGAAUCGACCUCGAAGGCUGGAAAGGCACCACUGUCAAACCCGUGGGAGACUCGAAACCGCGCGUCAUCAUGCAGGACAACUCCCAAAAGAGACACUCAAUUGCCAUUGUCGCUCCCGCUGGCGUGAACAACUCGGGCCUCCCCAACUCUACCGGCUUUUCUCCCUUCCAACCCCCCGCAGCAGCAACUAACGGCGGGAAUGCAGCUACUACUUCUGGUCAGAAAUCCAGCAGACCUGAAUCUAUUCGCUCCUUCCAGUCUGCUGCCCUGUCGACGUUGACUUUGAUCACAGGGUGGAAGCAGUGGUCAACGGCAGCCAAUUCGGGCUCGAGCAACCUCACCAUAACCGACGACAUCCAUUUUAUUCAAAAGUUUAUGCGACACAUACCCAGUCUGAGACUCUGUGCCAAGAUACCGCCAGGAGACCAGUUUCAGGGCAAGGGCAGGAUCGAAGGCUUUCAGGCAGAGGCCAUCCUGACUCUGUUCAACCACGGACGCCCAGUACCAACACAAGGCAGCAGCAGCAGUACCAGUAAAAGCGGCAACAACGGGGAUUCUACUUCCAACGGCGACGAUACACUCCUCUUGCUCCCCCUUGCUGCAACCUUCCCAGCUCUCACACAUUUGGAAUUGCAUAAAAUCCCUCCAGAUUGUGUCGAAGGAUGGGAAGUGUUGAUGAAACAGCUCAAAUCCCUGGUCAUCAUUCAGUCAGGCAUAGAAGACGUGUACGACAUCAUGGUCAAGUCGGUGAUCGAUAGCGAGCGUCGCAGGCGUCAACGAAUAUCGCGGGAGAAGAGUCGGGCCGUCCUAAUCAAGAAGGAGCAACAGGAGGCGCUCAAGGACGCCGCAUUGACUUCGCAAGAGCUCGCAAUCGACCCUACUCCGCAAGACGGGACCGCCAGUAACGGAUCUGCUUCGUCUUCAUCGGACGCAUCAGGAGCAGGAUCAGAUUCUUUGGAAUCGGACGCAGUGAUCUUGUCCUCCCUCAAGAUGUGGCCUCUCCUCCGCCAUCUCUCUCUCUCGGACAACUCGCUCCCUACAUUGGCGCAUUACGACACUUUUGUUCACACUCAGUCGAUCGUCAGUCUGGACCUCUCGCACAACCUGUUCCUCUCGCCGCCCUCAGCGCUUAUUCACCUGCACAACCUGCACAACUUGAAUCUGUCUUACAACAUGAUUUCGGGUGUUCAGUCGAUUUAUCAGAUUCUAGGAAACAUUGCUAUCCUCGACUUGCGUGGCAACCGUCUGGAGAGCCUCUCAGGACUGGAGAGACUCUGGAAUCUGGAGAAAGUGGAUGUCAGAGAGAACCACCUGGACGAGGCUGCCGAAGUGGGCCGCUUGGCCGCCCUGCCCGGUAUCCGCGAGGUGUGGUCACAGAGGAACCCGUUCUGCAUGAUCCAGCCCAAAUAUCGUCUGGAGAUUCUUGCAGUGUUUAAGGCAAAUGGACAUGAUCUUAUGUUGGAUGGAUCAUUUGCGUCGUUUAACGAGAAGCGCCUGCUUGCGAACAUAAGCCCGACUUCAUUCUCGACAACCAUCUCCAGUAUCAACAAUGUGGCGAAUAUACCCUCUGCAUCUGCGCCCAUUGCCACCUUUGCCAAGGAGCUUGUCCGUCCCGAGCCCAUCCGCCAUUCUCGAGCACUAUCCUCCAAUGCAGACGAGGUCCUGAAUGCUGCUACGUUAUCGCCUCCUGGCGCCAGUAGCUCGUCACCCGUUCCCAAACUGGCGAAAAAGAAGCUCGUUAAAUCAACGAAACGACUCGAGCGUGUCGUCAAUCUGGACAGCAACCACGUAGGGGAGGCCGUGCCGCCAGGAGCAGACGAUGAUGUCAAAGGGGUGAGGAACCUGGAGAGCGACGAAGACAACGGUAGCGGUCAGUUGCCAGAGUCCAAGCUCGCAUCGCCUGUUGUUCCUGGCAAGAAGAAGAAAAAGAAGGUGACAAAGUCAUCGCCUGCUGAGGGAGCUGGAGAGUCAAAGGAUGUUGGCCAUGGAAACGGCGAGCUGAAGGAGAAGGAAAAGAUCAAGAAGAGGGUUCCCAAGAAGAAGGUUGUGGCUGGUGUGGCUGCGGCGGCAACAGCCAGCGUGGCAGAGGUUGGUGCGCCUGUGGCUGUGAGUUUUGCAGGGGACGAGGAGGAUCCUACGAUCGACCAUUCUCUCUGCCAAGACGAUCACCACGUUCAUCGACAUCGUUUGGCCCAUCUGGAAAAGUCGAUUGCUUCCAGGCAAUUGGAACGAGCUCAUACAUCGUUCGCGCCACUUGUGGCACCCCUGGCAACAGCUCCAUCCCAGCACCAACGACACCCCUCCAGAGGCAUUUUGAAACGCAACCCGACGAUGCCUGUCAACGGCAGUGGCGCGAUCUCGCCCAGAAUGAGGCCCUCCUCGCCGAUUGGAUCGUUUUGUUCGGAUGAUGGUGGUGCGGAUGGCUAUCGAAGGAGGAUUGAGGCGAUGCGCAACGAGGCAGGCAAGAACUGGCUGAUGGUCUUGGCAGAGAUGGACAAGGAUAUUGUGCAGCAGGAGGAGUAUGCACGCGAGAACAAUUCUCAUUAA
Molecule: messenger RNA, 2985 nt
Organism: Linnemannia hyalina
Lineage: Eukaryota; Fungi; Mortierellomycota; Mortierellomycetes; Mortierellales; Mortierellaceae
Source: the annotation of a GenBank genome assembly